GGCUGGGUAGGGGUAGCUUGUGAGAGCGGUUACGUUUUUCCUACAAUAUGGGUCAAUAAAUUUGUGUUCUUGGCUGUGGCACCAAUCUUGUGUUAUAACAUUCUCUAUAGUAAUAGGUAGAUUUUGUGAUCACUUUUUUUUUGUUUCAAACUUGCUUGAAAAUUGUUGUAAUCUUAAGUUUUGAUUCUUCAUAACCCAAAAUGGUUUUCUGUUUCUCAGUCAGAACAGACCUUGCUGCUGCCCUCCUCACACUUUGGGGCCUCAGCCUGGUUUGACACUUUGGGCUUUUGAAGUUGGCCAUUUUGGUUUGCUCAAUACCAAAAUCUUAUGUUUCUUCUUAUUUUUUUCAUUCUUUUUUAUUUUUUGUUUCUUGGAUGAGCUGAGGGUCUGAGGCUGAGCUAUGCAGAAGCAGAGAAGGCUAGCUCAGUAGCUGGGAAAUUGAGCAGAAGCCACCUGUCACCUGUGAAUCAAACAAAAACACCCAUGAAUCUGGCCAAUUUCUCUCAUUCUUAUGACCUUUUUUCAAUUUAUCCUAUUCCUAAUUGGCUAAUCUUAUGGUAUUUUCCUGAUUUACUGACCAUUUGGAAAUAAAAAAUACAGAAAUAUUUUGUUUCCUAUUAUCUCCAGACUCCUAUCAAUUACUUGAUGCUUGCAAUGCUUCCAAAUACUGGUACUACAUAUUCACUAUACAGGUAUGGAAAGCAGCUUUCAAGAGUAAGCAGUCCAUGUCAGCGACCAGCUGCUCAAUUGAUUCAGUGCCUCCACCCUUUUCUGUUGGGGCAACAGAAUGGUCAAUGCUACAGCAAGGAUAGCAAAAAGCUGCCACUCCGUGACACACUUGAUCAUGAACCUGAUCUUGGCCUUGACUUGGAAGAGCAUGUGUAUGAAGGCAAGCAUCAUAAACUGGGCACAAGGGUGUAUAUAUGGGGUGUAGCGGCUCAUGGGGCUCUGGGCCGUGCUUCAUUUGUGAAUCCCAUUCUCUCCAAGCGUCAGACACCCAUUGACUGUCGUCUUCACCCUCACCGGCUUGAAUUUGGAGAAAAACACAAGGUACUUGAUGUCAGCUGUGGUUAUGGCUUUACUGUGUUUGCCGUUAAGCCUAAAGGACAACCCUCUAUUUUCGGCACUGGGCUGAAUGGAGAAGGGCAGCUUGGCAUUCAACGUACCAAGAAAGGCAAGGACAUAACUAUUGUUCCUGAACCUGUACCCAUCGAACUGGGGCUGCAGCAAGGUGAUGCUGUAAUCAAGGUGUCAUGUGGACGGGCGCACACCCUGGCGCUGGCCAAGAGUGGCGCGGUGUACGGCGUGGGGUGCAAUAGUUUCGGGCAGUGCGGCCGGCCUGUUGUGCCUGACGAGGACGUAUCGUGGCGUCGCUCUGCUAUCCAGGGCCUGCCGCCCGAUGUCGUGCAAGUGCAGGCUGGUCAGGACACCAGCUUCAUGGUGACUAGCGGUGGAGAAGUGUGGUCGUGUGGUUGGGGCGCCGAUGGUCAGCACGGCCGAGGACACUACGGCUCGGAGACGAACGUGGGACUCGUCAAGGGAGAGCUCCAGGACCUGAAAGUAGUCAAAGUGGCUUCCAGGGCUGACUGCGCCUUGGCACUUACUGAGAGCGGUGACGUGUUGGGCUGGGGUAACAACGAGUACGGUCAGCUGUUGACUGCUGCUGAUGAGCCUCAGCUGCACACGCCGCGUCGUCUCCCCCUGCCGCCCACCGUGGGACGUAUCGUUGACGUUGCCGCAUCUGGGUCUGCUUGUUUUGUUCUCAACGAUAAGGGAGAUGUAUACAGUUGGGGUUUUGGCCCUCUUGGCCGAGGCCCUGAGAACAUCCAGUGCAGCUCACCACAACUCAUCCCGCCUCCUUUGUUCGGUCGAAACGAGUUCACUCCUGACGUCAAGGUGGUGUCGGUGGUGUGUGGGGUGCACAUGGUGACGUGCAUCACAAACAACGGCAACCUAUACUCCUGGGGGCGCAAUAUCGGCGGCAACCUCGGCUUAGGUCACCGCCACGAACAGUCUUUCCCAGUGCAGGUGUGCAUGCUGGGUCGUGUGCUGCAAGCAAGCUGUGGUGUUGAUCACUCUGCUGCACUCGCCCGCACGCUCUGAAGCAGCGGACAACCGCGGGCCCAAUAGUUGGGGACUGCCAUAAAGGAACGCUACAGUGUGACACAAACGAGUGUCAGGCCGACUGCGUUGUUGAUUCGGCUUUGAGAAGUGAUCGUCGAAUAGGAAUUUCUAGGAAAUCUGUUAUGCAGAAGAAGCAUAAUGAAUAUACUUCCAAUUGUUAAUUUUUUAUUAAUUUGUGACAUAUGGUAUCGUUUCAUUGGAGGAUAUGUGAAGGCCAAAAAACUUUUCGAUGUUAAUUAACGUUUUUGUUGACGCACGUAGUACGGUAUUUGCUCCCAUAUUUUUUUAAACGAAUUUUAGGCAAGAAAUCUCCAUGAGGAGACAAAAACAUAACUGCCACAAUUUAACCAAUAUAUGCGAAUCUCCUCCUGUUUGUACAAAGAAUGUUUAUUAUUACCCUUUCGAACCGAUUGAUGCUUUGCCUCAAUCGACAAUUAUAUAAAAUUAUUCCAUUUAUAGCACAUUUUCUCAUGUAUGGAAAAAA
Molecule: messenger RNA, 2608 nt
Organism: Hyalella azteca
Lineage: Eukaryota; Metazoa; Arthropoda; Malacostraca; Amphipoda; Hyalellidae
Product: RCC1-like G exchanging factor-like protein
Exons: 11
Coding region: 646-2103 (485 amino acids)
Source: RefSeq, a predicted model, not a curated record